AGUGCAGUUGGGGGUUGUUGGAUGUCAAGUGACGCGUAGAUUUCAAUGAGAAAAACAAUAAUGGAGGCGUGUAAUGCUGUCGAGCGCGAAGUUGACAAAGUUCUACUGAAAUUUGGAGCUAUCAACGAACACGCGGACACUGUGCUGCGGGAUUUAAUCAAUCAUAUCGAAUCUCUAAAAAAGGAAUUGGAAGAUGCUCCAGCUGAUCAUGAACUGACUCCUGGACAGAUACAAGUGUUAAAACAGGCUAUGACGAAAGUACGAGAUACAGUCCAACGACUAGCAACGGAUCAUCGCGAUCUUCACAGUACCGUCUCGAAAGUGGGCAAGGCGAUCGACAGAAAUUUCAUAGCAGACUUUGCGGGCACUAGUAGAGAGGAUGUAUUCUCCGACAAGACGCAUCUUCUCAACCAAGUCAUUUGUCAACAUUUCUAUCGCCAAGGAAUGCUAGACAUAGCCGAUGAACUAGCUGCGGAAGCUGGAAUUAUGACUGACGAGAGUAAAAAGAAACCAUUUACGGAAUUAAACUAUAUACUCGAUUGCCUUAAACAAAGAAAUCUGGAGCCAGCACUUGAAUGGGCUAGAAAUCACAGAGAGGCUCUUCUAGCUCAAAAUUCCUCGCUGGAAUUUAAAUUACAUAGGUUACAUUUUAUAAGACUGGUGCAACAAGGUCCAAGCAAACAAGCCGAAGCAAUUAUGUAUGCUCGCAAAAAUCUCACGCAAUUUGUAACUCGCCAUGAAAAAGAGGUUCAAGCUUUGAUGGGAACCUUACUCUACUUACCAUAUGGUAUUCAGUCAUCCCCGUACAGAUACUUGCUAGACCCCACUCGGUGGCUAGAUAUUCAUGACGUGUUUACAAAGGAAGCGUGCACAUUACUUGGAUUAAGUGUUGAUAGCCCAUUGUCGGUGUGUAUCAAUGCAGGGUGCACUGCCCUUCCUGCUCUUCUUAAUAUAAAACAAGUGAUGCAGCAGAGACAAGUAACCGGUAUUUGGAAUGGAAAGGAUGAACUUCCGAUCGAGAUUGACUUGGGAAAACAGAGUCGCUACCAUUCGGUGUUCGCUUGUCCAAUUCUGCGUCAGCAGAGCACCGAGAACAAUCCUCCGAUGAAACUUGUCUGUGGUCAUGUGAUAUCGCGAGAUGCCCUUAAUAAACUCACUAAUUCGAACAAGCUGAAGUGUCCGUAUUGUCCAGUGGAACAGAAUCCUGAAGAUGCUAGACUUAUAUACUUCUAGACUGCUGUGAUAUUGUAUUCGUACCGAGCAUAUUACAUGAUAUGUUUAAUUAUCUCUCUCUCUCUCUCUUUCCGUUUUAUUUAGCGAUAUAUUUCGCCACCGAUUAGUCGAACAGAGCGAAUUGUGGAAAGAUUUCUGCCUUUGAAUUUCUCUUCGACAUUGAGAGAGUGAUCGUAGUAUCAUUUGUGUGAAAUUGCAAGGAUGCUUCGAAUAAUUUAUGAAUACCUGUACAGAUGACCGUGAGAUUGGUGAAUAGAGAAAAUUUUCUUAUUUCAAUAGAGCAUAAGACUUUGAGGUUUUUCUGCCCUGUUAAUUUCGUCCAUCUUUGGGGGAAAGCCUCUAGGAAAAUUGUUCAAAGGCCAGUCCGUAAAGAUGCUGUCAGUGGUUUCAAAGCUGCUGUAUGAAAAAGCUUGUAUCAGGCCGGAUACACGCAUAGAACCAUAUGAUAUUCCUUUACAAAACACAUCGCGUUAAUAUAUAACACUCAAUUUUAAACCUUAGGAAGUGUAAGUCCAGUGAAGUUCCGUAGGUGCUUCUUAUGUAAGUCCGAUUAAAUCUUGCAGUGAGAUUUCACCUGGAAGUUUAUGUUAUUCGAGAUGCGCUGAGAUAUUAUUUUGGAUAAUCCGUUUGUAUUCUUUUUCCAUCGAAAAUUUUCCUAUUUCUCCUCUUUUCAACAAUGUUUAUGUAUACGAAAAUCCAAGCUGCCAAAGUUUUCAGCGGUUGCGAUACGUUUAUGGUGUACUUGCAGAUGUAUAACUAUUGUAAGUCGGCGAGGGUUUAGCUAGGGAAUAUUAUCGUAGUUCUUUAAGGAAGACGAAUUCACGGCGAAAUAAGAUAUUUGUUUGUUUCACACUCAUUAACGUUCUCGAGUGGUGAACACUUUACGCCACUCACGAUUUUGUAAGUAACAUCCGAUAGUAUAGUCAUUAGGAAAUAGAUAGAUGUGUUAACAUCAUUAAUUUUAUUAAACUGUUUUAUAUACAAGUGCUAAAAUAAAUGUUACGUACGAGCGAA
This is a messenger RNA of Orussus abietinus, 2247 nucleotides long. It is a transcript of the gene Sou, whose product is annotated as protein RMD5 homolog A. NCBI's taxonomy places the organism in Eukaryota, Metazoa, Arthropoda, Insecta, Hymenoptera, Orussidae. The record is from RefSeq and is a predicted model, not a curated record. The coding region runs from base 46 to 1233 and encodes 395 amino acids. Gene Ontology annotation, biological process: proteasome-mediated ubiquitin-dependent protein catabolic process. Gene Ontology annotation, cellular component: GID complex; cytoplasm; nucleus. The transcript is spliced from 7 exons. Gene Ontology annotation, molecular function: ubiquitin protein ligase activity; protein binding.